Molecule: messenger RNA, 984 nt
Organism: Mesorhabditis spiculigera
Lineage: Eukaryota; Metazoa; Nematoda; Chromadorea; Rhabditida; Rhabditidae
Source: the annotation of a GenBank genome assembly
AUGGGGUUGUGCGAGCUGCUCGCUUACCUGAGGGAAGUCAAGAACGUCGACUGGUCCGGCUUCAGAACAUUCUUUCUCCACGACGAGCCGUACAGCGGCCGAGCGGAUACCUUGGUGCUCCUGGCGAUGUUCAUGGAUGAGAUCGAGACGUGCCCGAAAACUAUUGGGGAACGCGAGGCGAGGGAAGCCACGUUCAGGCGGCUGCGCUGGAGCCGCGCCGAGGCUGUUAGGUCCCAUGGCCAGUACCUGUUCGCAUUGGGGAUGCUGGAGAUCUACCAUUCGAACCGAUACGGGAUGCGAAUGCACUCUGAUUGGUUGAAGCAGUACGUUCGCUUGAUGCACGACCGUGUGGGGCCAGGUGCCAUGGUGAUGCUCGUUGCGCCAUGCAAGGAGAAGGAGUACGUGGCGGCGGCUAUGCGGGCGUGGACACGGCCGAACCCCACGGACGCAGCUCCAGAAAAGGCUCUGGUAUGGGCGAAAUACAAGGAUGGACUGCCAGAGCCUUACUCGUGCAUUGUGCUGAUCCGGGACGUUGAAGAAAAUGAAGCGGCUUGGAAGCCGUACUACCCGGAAGUGGAGGGGGAGAUGAUGUUCUUUGGUCAUUACAAUGUCGUCAACAUCGCGACCGGCAAGGUGCUCAACUGGAGAACAGAUAAAUGUCCGCGAGUGUGGUACGAGCUGAGCGAGUUGCUCGUCUACCUGCGGGACGUCAAGUCGGUUAGGACGAUGCUGCUCCACGACGAGCCGUACAUUGGACGAUCGGAUACGGUGGCGCUCCUCGCCAUGAUGAUGGACUGGAUGAAGACCAACGACACUCAUCACCUCCAGGCGAUGAAGAGCGAGACGCUUGAACAAUUGCGCUCGUGCCGCGCCGGCGCUGUCCGGUUCUUCGACCAGUUCAUCUUCUGCUGCGGGGUGAUGCAGCUGUAUUAUUGGGAGCGCUACGGGCAGGUCCCGCACGACGACUCUGGGUUCCUUCACACG